This is a messenger RNA of Ceratitis capitata (Mediterranean fruit fly), 2570 nucleotides long. RefSeq names its product delta-1-pyrroline-5-carboxylate dehydrogenase, mitochondrial. The coding region runs from base 1 to 1788 and encodes 595 amino acids. The record is from RefSeq and is a predicted model, not a curated record. Gene Ontology annotation, cellular component: mitochondrial matrix. Gene Ontology annotation, molecular function: L-glutamate gamma-semialdehyde dehydrogenase (NAD+) activity. The transcript has 2 exons. Lineage: Eukaryota; Metazoa; Arthropoda; Insecta; Diptera; Tephritidae.
AUGUGGCCUAGACUGUGGUUUGCUGCCAGACGUACAGCGAUUCAAGGGAAUGCUGAGAAUGCUUUAAAAACUUUGACCCGUGCCUCGUCCAGUCAGGCCAAGAGAGCGGAAUUUUCCCAAUCGAAACCAACCAAAUCAGUAUUAAAUGUAGAAAAAUUUACUGAUUUUCAACUAUACAAUGAAGAAGUUCCACAAUUUCUACCUGGUUCGAAAGAAAUUAAAAAUUUAGAGAAAGCACUUGAACAUUAUGAAAAUAAUUGUGAGGACAUACCUAUUGUUAUAAAUGGCAAAGAGAUAAGGAAGGGUCAAGAGACGUAUCAAGUUAUGCCUCAUCGCAAAGGACAUAAAAUUGCCAAAUAUUAUUAUGCUGACAAUGCCACCAUUGAGGAGGCUAUACGCGCUUCGGUAGAGAAACAGAAGGAAUGGGAUAGGACGCCUUUGACAAAAAGAAUUGAAAUUUGGGAGCGUGCUGCUGACCUUAUGACGCACAAGUAUCGUGCUGAUUUAUUAGCCACAACAAUGUUGGGCCAAUCAAAAACCGUUAUUCAGGCAGAAAUCGAUUCUGGUGCUGAAUUAAUCGAUUUCGUGCGUAUGAAUGCAGGCUACUUGAAACAAUUAGCCAAUGAUCAGCCGUUAAGUCCGCAACCGGAAAUAACUAAGAAUUCGUUACGUUUUCGUGGUUUGGAAGGGUUUGUCGCUGCAAUAACCCCAUUCAACUUCACAGCGAUCGGUGGCAAUUUGGCAUAUACGCCAGCCCUAAUGGGCUGCAGUGUUUUGUGGAAGCCUUCGGAUACCGCAAUGCUUUCCAAUUGGACAGUUUUCAAAAUUAUGCGUGAGGCAGGCUUACCCGAUGGUGUAGUUAACUUCGUGCCGGCAAUUGGCAAAAAUUUUGGUGACACCAUUACCAGCUCUCCCGAUUUAGCUGGCAUUAACUUCACUGGCUCUACAGCCACAUUUAAAACACUUUGGAAGUUGGUGGGCGAUAAAAUCGAUACUUACAAAAACUAUCCACGUUUGAUUGGUGAAUGCGGUGGUAAGAAUUUCCAUUUUAUCCAUCCAUCAGCAAAUGUUCAAACAGCCGUUGCACAAACCAUACGUUCGGCUUUCGAAUAUGGCGGACAAAAAUGUUCAGCUUGCUCUCGUUUGUAUGUGCCUGAGUCACUUUGGGAGUCACAAUUUAAAGGACCACUUAUUGAGAAAGCUAAAGACUUGCAAAUAGGCGAUGUACGCGAUAUUGGCAACUUUUAUGGAGCCGUAAUUGAUGAGAACUCCUACCAACGUAUUCUUGGUUUUAUCAAUGAGGUUAAGAACGAUCCCGAGUGCACAAUAUUGGCUGGUGGUAAUUUGUCUAAUUUGAAAGGUUUCUUUGUGGAACCGACUAUCGUACAAGUUAAGGAUACAAACAAGCGUGUCAUACGUGAUGAAAUCUUUGGACCAGUAUUGUCGGUGUAUGUAUACAAGGAUAGCGAUUUAGAUAAGACUAUUGAUUUAGUGCGAACUGCAACAAAAUAUGCAUUGACUGGCAGUGUUUUCGCAACGGAUGAAUCGUUCUUGAAACGUGCAUUGGAAGAAUUCAAACAUGCCGCUGGCAACUUUUAUAUUAAUGAUAAAUCAACAGGUGCUGUUGUUGGUCAACAGCCAUUCGGUGGUGCACGUCAAUCGGGCACAAAUGACAAGGCCGGUUGUCCAUUCUAUCUGAUGCGUUUCGCUUCGAUGCAAGCUGUAAAAGAGACAUUCGUUCCUCUGCCCGACGUAUACUAUCCAUAUAUGAACAAAACGAAUAACUAAAAAAAAAGCAAUUGAUAAAUUAUAUUUUCUUUUUUUCUUUUUAAUUGAAACUAAGCGAAUCUCGAAUGGCAGUUAAAAACUAAAAAGAAAAAAGCUUUUACUAUGUGGUUAUAUAUUGAUUUAUUCCGUGAAUACUGGAUUACAAAUUUAUUGAAUUAGUUAAGAAAUUAAACAUGUAAAUCUCAAUUUAUACACACUGUAUUUGUAUUUUAUUGGAAUCUCUUGAAACGAACAAUUAACUUAUAAACCUAGAUAAUUACAUAGCUAUAUAACAGCUGAAUGUAGGCUGAAUUGCCAAAGUACAUACAUGCACACACACAUACAUAUAUAUAUAUAUAUAAAUGCAUAAAAACAAAAUUAUGAAAUUCAUUAAAUGCCAGGCCCACUAUUUGUUAUCAGCAAUAAAUUUCAGCACAUAGACAAAUACAUACAUAUACAUAUAUAUAUAUAUAGUAGUAUAUUCUGAUUCCUUGGUGGUGCAUGAUGUUAUGCUUAUACACGUACAUGUACUAACAUUCGUUGAAUAAAAAACCGACCUGAGAUAAGCGUUUGCUUUUUUGUUUUUGUUUUAUUUGUAUAUUUCCAUUAAUUGUUUAGCGGUCUAACCUAGUCAUAAGCGUGUCUAUUUAAUAGAGCCACAGAAAAAAAACUACUGAUAAAGACAUAUAAAUACAUACAAACAUACAUACAUUUUAAAUAUUCCUGUGCAUUAGCGAACUAAAUACUAAUUGGACAAUAUUGAAAUAUUUUAAAUAAAAAAGUACUCUAUAUUUAAAACUUCA